AGUCACUCCAAAACUAUAUGAAUAUGAAUCUGGUCUACAUGCAUGAUUAUUCUAUAGGUUGAACCAGACUAAUCAAACUCAUUGCAUGUAUGACCUUCCAGAAAUUUUUCAAUUUUAUUUAUCAUGCUUUUUUAUUCUAUAAGUCAUGUAUGUAUCUCACAUUCCAUUUGUUUCAUUGAGUUUCUGUUCUAAGAUGACAAUUGUUUGGCUUCCCCUCUUUCUCUGUUUUUCUUCUCUUUUUGAAGUUCUUCAUGCCACCCAUGGUGAUUCUGAUCCCAUUUACAGAUCAUGUGUAGAACAAUGUGAAGCCAAAGGAUAUAUUGCAGAAAUCUCUAUCAAACAUUGUAAGUUCUCAUCUGAUGUUCUGACAGAGAACAGUUCAUGGUAUGAGCACAAGCCAUUCUACUCACAAUGGAAACAAUGGAACUGCGAAAGUGACUGCCAAUACCACUGUAUGAUUCAAAGAGAAAAGGAAAGAGAAACCGAUGGUUUUAUGCCUGUUAAAUAUCAUGGAAAAUGGCCAUUCAAACGUGUCUAUAUUUUUCAGGAACCAGUUUCUGCAAUUCUCUCUCUGUUGAGUCUUGUGAUUCAAUUCAAAUGUUGGUUUUCAUACCACCAGUUACUGCAUUAUAAAUUGCCCCUCAGACCCCAGAGUCAAAGAACAUUCUAUGAAUUCACUGAAUUGUGGCAUGUUUCCUGGUUGUUAUCCAUGAAUGCCUCAUUUUGGAGUGCUAUUUUUCAUACCAGAUACUCUGAAUUGGCAGAGAGAUUGGAUUAUUCAUCAAUUAUAAUUUUACUUGGCAUAUCUCUAAUCCUUGCAAUUAUAAGAACUCUUCAUGUCAAAGAUGAGGCUGCAAGAGUGACGGUUGCUGCACCUCUGCUAGCUUUUCUGACAACCCAUGUCUUGUAUCUCAACUUCUACCAAUUUGAUCAUGGAUUGCACUUGAUUGUGGGUAUGGCAAUGGGAAUUGCACAAGUGCUAUUGUGGGUGGUGUGGUCUGGUUUAACAAGUCAUCCCUCAAGAUUGAAGCUUUGGAUGGUGAUGUUUGGAGGUGCACUUGCUAAACUACUAGAGAUUUAUGAAUUCCCUCCUUACUAUGGAUAUGUAGAUUCUCAUGCAUUGUCGCAUGCCUUAACGAUCCCUCUCACUUUUCUUUGGUGGAGUUUCAUCAAAGAUGACGCGAAGAUUCAAACCUCAACUCUCACUAAGAAGACCAGCUAAGUUCUAUCAUUCUAUGAAACUAGUAG
Dioscorea cayenensis subsp. rotundata (Guinea yam) is the source of this 1248-nucleotide messenger RNA. Its product is annotated as post-GPI attachment to proteins factor 3-like. The record is from RefSeq and is a predicted model, not a curated record. Gene Ontology annotation, biological process: GPI anchor biosynthetic process. Lineage: Eukaryota; Viridiplantae; Streptophyta; Magnoliopsida; Dioscoreales; Dioscoreaceae. Gene Ontology annotation, molecular function: hydrolase activity, acting on ester bonds. The coding region runs from base 146 to 1222 and encodes 358 amino acids. Gene Ontology annotation, cellular component: endoplasmic reticulum membrane. The transcript is spliced from 5 exons.